Messenger RNA from Musca domestica (house fly), 4187 nucleotides. Its product is annotated as Fascin domain protein. The record is from RefSeq and is a predicted model, not a curated record. Lineage: Eukaryota; Metazoa; Arthropoda; Insecta; Diptera; Muscidae. Bases 534 to 1415 code for a protein of 293 amino acids. The transcript has 2 exons.
CCUAUUUGUAUUUAUUUUAUUCGCAAAAUCAGGAAAAAAUAAGGGGAAAUAAAUAAUUUUUUUCCAAAAAUAAUUAACGUUUCAAAGUUAUUAUUGGGCAGUAAUUGCUACAACAUCAGAAGAAACUCAAGAAAUACACUUUCAUAUCAAUUCACGGGCAUUUGCCUUCGUAUCGCGUGGUGUUUCUUUCUACGAACAUUUAGGAACAUUCAUUUACGACGGCAAGUUUAAUCAACACACCAUAAAGCAAUAACAACAACAAAACACAAAAGCAGCAACAAUAACCGAAAAGAAGAAGAGUAUAAUAAUACAAUAACAGAGCCAGCCGACGAACGUGGAGCAAAAGAAAAUACACAAAAAAUAGAGAGGAGUGAGUUUGUUUAUUUUUCUCGGGACUGACGGUCGGUAAAAACAGACACAGAAUAUUUUUGCCUUCUUCUUUGGAUUUGAACAUCACAACAUUCUCAUCAUCAUCAACGUCUAGUCGGGUUUUUCACUUGCUGGAACGUCGUAAUCACCUGAAUGUUCUAAGGAUGUCGGAAUACAGAUUGACGGAUCAGAAAUAUUCCGAGGCUGAGUACCUUUUUCAGACAAUCGAAAUGGCCAAAUCGGAUGAAGAAUUCGAUGUGGAAUUGUGUUCAACGCCACCCUCGCACACAGAACUGGAAUUGGAGCUAAGCAAUGAUCCGCAUUCAAGAUACUCAUGGACGCUGGUGAAGCGGCGGCGGCCUCGCCGACGUUACACAGUGUCGCACGGCGGUGGGGGAGGUGGUUCUGCCACUAAUGGUUGCCAAAACGGUGUUGGAGGUUCUGUGUACUGCAAUGGCUCAGCUGGAAAUCUACCACCUGCCCCGCCCUCUACACCAACUUCUUCAACACCCACCAACACUAGCCUGCUAUCGUCAUCGUCGAUUGUUAAUGGUUCGGUUGAUGAACCAGAUCAACGCAUCGACAGUCUUCUAUACAUUCUCGACUAUGCACCCAAGUACAAAAAGAAACUAAAAGAGCAGCAACGUACUGAUGCUGAAUUAGCAGAACUAUUUAAUGUUGUCUCAAUAACAGCCUCCAAUGGUAGUUCGUCGGCCUCUGCAUCGUCCAAAAUGAAAUUGCAACCGGAACGUGGUGUGGCGUCCAUGUCACGGACCAUACGCAAACCUUUGGGUACAACAAAGAUAUUCAAAAUACACCGUAACCUAAAGGAGUUUUGGGAGACCGAUGAAGAAGAUUCGGUAUCGGCGCCCGAAUACGAUACCGAAGAAGAGGAUACACGUUUUCAUAGACUGGGGCGCAUCAAACCAUCAGGAAAGCUGUUGCAACGAAAGCGGCAACGGCGUUUUGCCCGCUUCGAACAUCAGGAACGUAUGGAAGCCAUGGUGGAUAUAUUCGAUGAGGCAAUGACAUUCAAUGAAACUUAAAUUUCAAAACAAAUUUAGAGCUGCCUACAGUUAUUGCCCACCAAACAGCAAUUAAACCGGGGGUAAUCUAAAGGGAGGGAGAAUUGUUUGCAAUUCUCUGCUCUGUAAAUGUGGAGAGCGAAUGAAUGUCUGAAUGUGUGGUAUUUAUGUUUAAGGGCUGGUGAUUGCAAUCCUGUAGUACGACUGAGUUGGAACUGUUUUUGUCUUUCUGUUAAGGUUAGUACUUAAAAUAAUUUGAUAAUGUCCGAACGUGUAAUAAUGAUAUUGUAAUCACCACAGGGAUUAAAAUUUUUGAAGAGUGUAUAACUGUUGGGGAAGUAGUGAUAUAUAUUUUUUUUUUUUUUUUUGAUCUAAAAUAUUUUUAGUGAAGCAGUGUUCUACAAUGUGAAUAAUGCUAAAUAAGAGAUCUAUGGAAGUUUUUCGAACAAUGAUAUGCAUGUUUUUGAAGAUGUUUUAUGAAUAUAUAAAAUCAUCAUUGUGAUGUUUUUUAAAUAGAAUACAUCUUUGGGUCUUCUAUAGCUGAAAGCUAAUUUAAUGACAUUCUUUAGGCCCGAUCCGAUCCGAUCUGGCAGGUGCAACUGUAAGAUCUGUAAAAAGUAGAAAGAAUAUAUGAGUCUUAUUUAAAUAGAAAACCUUAUUGGGUUUCUUAUGGAUAGAAGAUCUUUCAUUUUGUGAAAUAUAGAAGGUUUCCAAUUAAUCUUGAUUGUUUUCUGUAUUAAGAAAAUCUCUUUAAGAGCUUCUUUAGAUUUCAUAUAGUCUAUAUAGUUGUGGGUACUCAAUAUAUUUAUGAAGUCUAGUACCCGUGCAAAUUUUUUUAUAGAGGUCUUUAUAAAAUACUUUUUAAAGUCUAUAGGAGUGCUAUUAAUAGUCCGCUCCCGUUCUUUUCAUAGGUAACAAGAAACUAAAGUUAUCUCCCCGGUAAAUUUAAAUCGGCUGCAAACGAAACUAUCCAUUCAAGACCAUAGCUAAGGCCUGUGAUACUUCUGCGAUAACUUUUUGUCAAACCCUUAUUUCAGCGUAACCUUGUCAAUCACAAACUGAUAAGAAAUCAUCAAGUUAAUUAUUUUCUAGAUAAGAAAUUAUAAAUUGCUUAAAUUGACAAAAAUAAACUUUGAUAGGUUUUUUAGCGAAUUAAUAGUAAUAGCUUUUCCUCACAUUUGUUUACAUCUGUUACGAAUCCACUUGGAUAUAUUUGAAGUUUUCCGUAAAGCUAAAAAUAUUUCUAUGUAAUACAUUUUGGAACUUUACAACAAGUCUUACAAAAUAUUUCUGUAGAAUGGUUUUAUAUUAAUUCUCACCAUAAAGAAAUACUAAAAAUUUGAUCAAUUGUAUUACUUCAUUGAAGUAUAAAUUUUUUACUCUUUAUGUGUAUUUAAAUUUUUUACACAUUUUAUAAAGUUCGAAUAAUGGGACUGAACCCAACAGUUAUAAAAUUAGUUAUAGACAAAAUAAUGUAUAAAAAUGCAAUACCAGCCCUAAACAAUAAAAUAAAAAAACGUAAACAAAACAAUAAAAAUUAAAAAAAAAAUAAGUAAAUGUAACUUAAAAAAGAAAAACAAAAAUGAAAAAGGGUCUCAAUGUGAUGAAGAAUGAAUUUCUGUAUAAUUUAAAAUUAAUUAUUAUUUUUAGUUUUGUGUUUUUUUUUUAAUUUCAAAUACUAUAAUAGUUUUUUUUUUAAUUAAUAUAAUAAUUUCUUGAAUAAUGAAUUAAGAUUUUGUGUUUUUUCUUUUAGUUUGUUGAUAAGAAAUCAAAAAUAUAAAGCGAUAGAAAUUAUCACAAAAAUCACAAAACAGAAAACAAUAAACACAAACAAAACCUCAGACUACAAACAAACAUAAACAAAUAAUUUAAAAACAAAACUGAAAUCGAAUUGUUAGUACCUUUUCCUCAUUACAAAACAAACAAAACAACAAAAAACUAAUGCUUCCUUUGACAAUUCUUCUUCAUUCUAUAAGAUAACACAAAUUACUAUUAAUCUCUAAUUUUGACACCCUAUGAAAGAAAAAUAUAAAAAUCCCCAGGGGUAUUUAGGGUGGCAAAUUCUAUAUUGUGAUUAUGAUUAAUUGUAUAUUUUUAAAAUUGAUUUAACUCCUGAUUUUUUCUGUAUGUAAUCCAGAUAGAUGAUUUUUAUGUUCCAUUAAAAUAAUUUAAACUUUAAAUUUUGUGAGAGUGUAAAUUUUUCCCCAUUUGAUAUUAAUUUUUAAGUACAGAUGCAACCCAAAUACAAUGGAAACCAAAAUCAAUUCAAAACCUACAACUCCAACUCACUAAACAGAUGAAUUUAUACGUUAUUAACAAACAAAACAACAAUGUUGUCCUUCUUUAGUGUUAUAUCUGUAUAUUAAAUUAUUAUUAUUACUUUCUGGUUUUAGUUUAAAACGAAAUCAAACGAAAUUCUGUUCUCUUUAUAUAUACGAAAAAAAAAAAAAACAUACCAACCUACAUACAUAAUCGAAAGAAAGAUAUAAUAUAUAGUAUUCCAUUUUAUUGUGCGAUAUCAUGGACUUUCUCCUUCUCUUAGUUUAUAAAACCUUUUUUUCUUUUUUGGACGUAUGGACGGACGUUCCUUAAAAAGAAUUUUCUAUAUACAUACAUGUAUGCAUAUUUUAUAUUUUAGUUCUUUUUUUAAAAAGUUCCAAAUAAAUUUUGAAUGUAUUGUAUCAUGUAAUAACUAAAUAAAAAAAUAAAAACAAAAAAAUGAAAGAAAAAACGACAAAAAGAAAAUAAAAAUUAUCUCUAAAUAAUUAAAAUACAACUUGGUAUUAUUUAUAA